Messenger RNA from Carlito syrichta (Philippine tarsier), 1919 nucleotides. It is a transcript of the gene RNFT1, whose product is annotated as ring finger protein, transmembrane 1. The transcript is spliced from 9 exons. Gene Ontology annotation, cellular component: endoplasmic reticulum. The coding region runs from base 162 to 1355 and encodes 397 amino acids. Gene Ontology annotation, molecular function: ubiquitin protein ligase activity. NCBI's taxonomy places the organism in Eukaryota, Metazoa, Chordata, Mammalia, Primates, Tarsiidae. Gene Ontology annotation, biological process: positive regulation of ERAD pathway. The record is from RefSeq and is a predicted model, not a curated record.
GGUGGUGGGCUUUGCGGGUGAUGGCUCUGCCUGAAGGGCUCGAGGCGGCGUGCGCCGCUGUUCCUGCUGUCGCCGCCGAGGCCGCCGUCCGCUCCUGGUCCUGAGAGGAGACAGCCCUUGAAGCAAAGAAGUCUGGAUCAGAGAAAGAGUAUUUAAGGGCCAUGCAAGCCAAUCGUAGCCAACUGCACAGUCCUUCAGGAACUGGAGGCAGCGAGAAUACCUCUGCCUCUCAGUGUGUCCACACAAGAUUGACAGAAGGUUCUUGUCUUCAUUCUGGAGAUGUUCAUAUUCAGAUGAACUCUGUACCUAAAGAAUGUGCUGAAAAUCCGAACUCCAGAAAUAUAAGGUCAGGUGUCCAUAGCUGUGCCCAUGGAUGUGUACAUAGUCGCUUACGGAGUCACUCUCACAGUGAAGCAAGGCAGCCUGUUGAUACUGCCAUAGAGUCUGGAGAACAUGGUAGUAGCUCCUUCUCAGAAUUCCGCUAUCUCUUCAAGUGGUUGCAAAAAAGUCUUCCAUACAUUUUGAUUCUGGGUGUCAAACUUGUAAUGCAGCAUAUAACAGGAAUUUCUCUUGGAAUUGGGCUGCUAACAACUUUUAUGUAUGCAAACAAAAGCAUUGUAAAUCAGGUUUUUCUAAGAGAAAGAUCCUCAAAGAUUCAGUGUGCUUGGUUACUGGUAUUCUUAGCAGGAUCUUCUGUUCUUAUAUAUUAUACCUUUCAUUCUCAGUCACUUUAUUACAGCUUAAUUUUUUUAAAUCCUACUUUGGACCAUUUGAGCUUCUGGGAAGUACUUUGGACUGUUGGAAUUACAGACUUCAUUCUGAAAUUCCUCUUCAUGGGUUUAAAAUGCCUUAUCUUAUUGGUGCCUUCUUUCAUCAUGCCUUUUAAGUCCAAGGGUUACUGGUAUAUGCUUUUAGAAGAAUUAUGUCAGUAUUACCGAACUUUUGUUCCCAUACCAGUUUGGUUUCGUUACCUUAUAAGCUACGGGGAGUUUGAUAAUGUAACUAGAUGGAGUCUUGGGAUAUUGCUGGCUUUAUUCUACCUCAUACUAAAAUUUUUGGACUUUUUUGGGCAUCUGAAAACUUUCAGACAGGUUUUACAGAUAUUUUUUACACGACCAAGUUACGGAGUGGCUGCCAGCAAGAGACAGUGUGCAGAUGUGGAUGAUAUUUGCUCAAUAUGUCAAGCUGAAUUUCAGAAGCCAAUUCUUCUCAUCUGUCAGCAUAUAUUUUGUGAAGAGUGCAUUACCUUAUUGUUUAACAGAGAGAAAACAUGCCCGCUGUGUAGAACUGUGAUUUCAGACCAUAUAAACAAAUGGAAAGAUGGAGCUACUUCAUCACACCUUCAAAUAUAUUAAGUUGUAGAAACUGUUAAUGCCACAAAACACUAAUUUCAUUUGUUUGUAGUUAACUAUUAAUAAAAGCAUUAGAAUGGAUUUUCAGGGCUACAACGGUUUUAGACUUAAGUGUGCAGUCUAAUUCAUCAAAAGAUUAAAGCACCCCGUGUUUUAAAAUAUAAUGUCCAAUCUAAUUUAUACGCAACAUUUAUUUUAUCCCAAUUAUUUGACAGGUAAUUGCAUUGUUAAAUUAUGUUUUUUCUUGUUGUUACCAAAACAGCUAUUUGAAAUUAGAACUAGUGGUUUUAGAAAAACUCAGGUAUUCCUUUCUGACAGUUAUUCAGAAUAAAGAAUAUUUUUCAUAAUGUUUUAAGAUAUCUGAAAGAAUUUUCUUCAGUAUUGACUUUUAUAAUUCCCAUUCUAAAAAUUCUUAAAAAUUUUCAUGAAAUUUGUAUUUUUGAAGUUUUAAAUAUUAUAUUCUGCCUGUAACAAUCAGAUUUUCUAAGAUUAAUUUACUGAGGAUGAUAUAUUUUAAUAUUGUAUUCUCUGUAGUAUGACUAGUAAUAAGAAUAAAUGAUUGAAAUU